Molecule: messenger RNA, 1011 nt
Organism: Siniperca chuatsi (mandarin fish)
Lineage: Eukaryota; Metazoa; Chordata; Actinopteri; Centrarchiformes; Sinipercidae
Gene: erg28
Product: ergosterol biosynthesis 28 homolog
Exons: 5
Coding region: 175-606 (143 amino acids)
Cellular component (GO): endoplasmic reticulum; membrane
Molecular function (GO): protein-macromolecule adaptor activity
Source: RefSeq, a predicted model, not a curated record
ACCCCACAGUCCAAGAUUGACAGAUUUACCAUUGUGAAUAUAACACCAUCCAUACUUGGUUGGCUUGAGUCCCACUUUAUUGUGUUAUAUCAAGUCCUCUCUUUUUUUCUCUCAGUAACAUGUUCACGCUGUAGUUUGAUAGACGCGGCCAGGUGCGUCUCACAGACAGAAAAGAUGAGUCGCUUUCUGAACGUCCUGCGGAGCUGGUUGCUGAUGGUGUCCGUCAUCGCGAUGGGAAACACCGUGCAGAGUUUCAGAGAUCACAGUUUUCUGUCAGAGAAGCUCUACACAGGCACACCAGAGUUUGUGAAUGGUCUCCAAGCUCGAACAUUUGGUAUUUGGACUUUGCUGUCUUCGAUCAUUCGCUGCGCCUGUGCCAUUGAUAUCCAGAACAGAACGCUGUAUCACAUCACCUUAUGGACAUUUGUGCUGGCGUUGGGCCACUUUCUGUCUGAAGCCUUCAUCUACAAAACUGCACCUCUGACUAUCGGCGUCAUGGCACCACUCAUUGUGGCAAGUGUCUCUAUUAUAGGAAUGCUGAUUGGAUUCCAGUGUAUUCCCGAGCCACAAGAGGAAGUCGGAGCACGACAGAAGAAGCGUAACUGAAUCCCGGCGGUCUGAUUUUCCUCCGGUCUACUGAACCCACCUCCACAAUGACCACCAGACACACCAGAGACUGGUCCCAGUGUGCUGCUUCUUGCCUUGAAGAACAUGAGAUCUAGAUUUAAAUUCAUUUCCUACUGUAACACGUCCUAUAAACUACAUACAUCUCUGUCUGGGCUGUAUGUAAUGUUUUCAAACUGAUAUUUUACAAUUGACAGAAGGUCAAGUUGCAGUACAGCGAUCGAUAUGUGCUGGUUUAUAGUUAAUUCAUUCUCAAGUGAUCAAUACAUAGAGGUUUCAUUUUGUUUAUUUUUUAGAACUGUGAUCACAGCAAAAUGUUAAAGUGCUGAAUCACACACAUCAAUAUGUGUCUGUGCUCAUAAAUAAAGUAGUUGUUUGUUUUUGUUU